Molecule: messenger RNA, 918 nt
Organism: Salarias fasciatus (jewelled blenny)
Lineage: Eukaryota; Metazoa; Chordata; Actinopteri; Blenniiformes; Blenniidae
Product: trace amine-associated receptor 1-like
Exons: 2
Coding region: 1-918 (305 amino acids)
Biological process (GO): G protein-coupled receptor signaling pathway
Cellular component (GO): membrane
Molecular function (GO): trace-amine receptor activity
Source: RefSeq, a predicted model, not a curated record
AUGGCAGGAGGAGACCCAGUGAACCACAGUCAUACUGAUGAUGCACAUCCCUGCUAUGAGAUUGAUAUUUUUUCUUCCACAUUUAAAAGAUCCCCUUCCACAAUAUGUGUUUUAUUGUACGUUCUGUUUAGCUCUGUGUCUGCUGUAACUGUGUGUGGAAACCUUCUGAUAAUAAUCUCCAUUAUUUAUUUCCAACAGCUGCACACUCCCACUAACUUUCUCAUCCUUUCUCUGGCUGUGCCCGACCUGCUUGUUGGCUUUGUGGUGUUUCCUCUCAAUAUGGAAUUCUCUCCAACUUUAUGUUUGUUCAAUCCAAAUGUGUUUUACAGGUACUAUGCAGUGUGCCAGCCUCUGAAAUACAGAACUAAGAUCAAUGUUCAUGUUGUUGUGAUCAUGAUUGUUGUGGCCUGGUGCAUGUCAGUUCUGGUUGCAGUUGGUUUUCUUGUUGCAGGAUUGAACUUUGAACAAUGUCAUGAAAAGUGUUUCUUUCUUGCAAAUAUUUUGGGACCAGUGUUUUCAUUUUACCUUCCUGUGAUAAUAAUGUUGUGUAUCUACUUGAAGAUUUUCCUGGUGGCUCAGAAACAGGCACACAGCAUCCAGAACACCAAGUGUCACAGCAAAAAGAAAGGAUUGACUGACAGAAAGGUGGAAGGAAAGGCCACAAGAACUUUGGCAAUUGUAAUGGGAGUCUUUCUGAUGUGUUGGACUCCUUUUUUUGUGUGUUUUGCCAUUAUGAUAUUGGAAAAUGCUUUAGUCCCUGAUGAAUUAUUUGAUGUGGUAGUGUGGCUUGCAAUGUUCAACUCCAUGCUCAAUCCGUUCAUCUAUGCUUUCUUUUACAGCUGGUUCAGAUCAGCUUUCAGACUCAUCCUAUCUGGAAAAAUAUUUCAAGGGGAUUUUUCAAAUUCAAAACUGUUUUGA